GUUUUUUUGUUGAUUCGAGGCGAUCUGUUGGAUCCGUCUACUUUUGAUCUGUUGACGUUACAGUUGAUGUCGUCUUUCUAUAUAUGCCUGCCGCCACCACGGUGUAGAUGCCCGCUGCUGUGCCCCGUGCUUCUUAUAGUAGUAGUAGUUAGUACUCCGUACAUAGUAGCAGGUGGAUCACUAAUCUUUUUUUCUGAGUCUACUAGGUUAUAUUUUAGUGUAGGGUUUUUUUUUUGAGGGAAAAAUAAUUUUGAGUCUAGGUUUGUUUUUGGAGUAACAUUUUUGGAUCACUAAUCAAGUAAUGAUGAUUGCUGUCUAGUCUGUGUUGGGCUAACGUGGUCUCGCCGAAUAAUUAGUAUGUGUUGCCCAAAUCUUGGAAGCCCUGGGAGUCAAUUGAGGCCUUCGAUUUUGGAUUCACGUUCUGAUUUUGACUGGGCCGUCGACUGGGUUCACGGGCUCCGCUUGUUCACACAGCGUCUCGAUGCCUCGCGGGCGUCGCUCGGCCCCACCCCACGCCCCCAAUCUCGCCUGCCAGUUUCUAAAACAAAAAAAUCUCGCCUGCCCGACUGGCGGUGCCGCCACCCGCACCGCCGCCUGCCCGACCGGGGUCGUCGCCACCCGCGCCCUCACACCUCGCCCGCGCCGCCACCUGCCCCGCCUCGCGUCGUCCGUGCCCCUCACGACCCUGGCCCACACCUCCCUCGCAGCGCUCCCGGUCCGCUUGCCGCCCUGCCUCAUGGCGAGAGGGGAGGCGAUUUGGUAAAAGCCGUCUGCGGUCCAGGUUUCUGGUGGCGACUGCUGCGUCUGGAGGUGUGCUGCCGCUACGUCUGCGCCUUGGGCGUGGCCGCUUCAUCCCGGUGGCCUGCUGGCUUGGCUACACAGCCUGAAGGCUGGGGCGAGCUGCCAUGUGAUCUGAUAAGGCGGAUUGUCGAGAAUUAUCUGUCUUGUGGAAUUGACAGGCGACGCCUCUCAUGGAUCAACAGGCACUGGGGCGAGACUAUCCGCGAUAUGAAGCUGCCAGAACUGCCAUGGAUGUUCCUCCCUUCAACCAGCACUCCGAUGUUUUUUGAACCUGUGACUCGGUGCCUGCACAAGAUCUGGCUUCCGGCUGCACUUAAGAGUGGGAUGCUGUGUGGGUCAUCAGGGCCAUGGAUAUUCAUCAGCCUCGGGUACCCGGAGCGACAAUUCAUUUUAUACAACCUAUGCAAUGGAGAGAAGAGAGGUCGCAUUGACCUGCCGGUGACGAUACUGAACAAGGAAGGUAUGAUUCACAACGUCUGGGUUGAGAUGGCAGCCCUCUCACGCCCCCCUUCAACCGCUGAGUACACGGUGGCUGCAGUGGUACGCAUUGGCGAAUCCCUUGUUCACACCAUAGCGACGUGGGAGUCCAAUGAGGAUCACUGGACUGAGAUUGGAACUGUGGAAGAUGGAGUGUUCGACAUGUUGUUCUAUCAGGGCUCCUUCCACUUCCUCACGUCCAGUGAAGAUCUGAUCAGGCUUGUUCCGGAGGGCCUCUCAUUCAGAAUGGAGAGUUAUCAUGUUAAGUUUCGCUCCAGCAAACCGAUUGAUGAUUACUAUGAAGCUCAGGAGACAGGUUACAUACUGAGGAGGUACCUGGUGGAGUCCACAGCAGGACAUCUUCUGUUUGCCGUGAAGUGUACGCAUGGUAGCAGGAAGACAUUUGAUAUCAAACUGUUGCGUCUGUCUGUUGACGAUGCCGGCCAAGCCAGGUGGGCCCAUUACAAGAACACAAUGGAUGAAAUGAUUUACCUAGGUCAGGCUUCCUCUGUAUCUUGUGUCAGUCAGGGUGAGCCAACUAUUCAUUUUCUUGAUGACCGUAUGGUGAAGAGCGAGGCCGAGGCGGAUCACUACUACAGGAGGGACAUGGGAGGGUUGCAGCCCCAUGUCCUCCAGGUUGGCUGGUACGGUUACCGAACACCAAACGAAGAAUCCAGGUUCAGCUAUCGAGCACCAGACGACAUAGGAGCGACUGACGUACCAACACCAGUUUGGUGCAAGCCCCAGUCUGGUGGUUCCACCACUGACUGACUGCCACUCCUGUGACCAUCAUCGUCAAUGCUUAGUCCAGCUCCGCUUGUUUUCAAGGAUUGACACUACCCUUUUCUCUAUUUGCUCAUUAUAUAUAGAGAAUGUGAAUUCUGCUUUCUAGGAUUGCAAUUCCUGGAAAAGGGGAAUUUCCGAGUAUUGGUUCUACCACGUGAAUGACUGUCACUCCUGUGACUAUCAUCGUAUCUCUGCUUGCUUAGUCCAGCUCCGCUUGUUUACUCAUUUUAUAUAGAGAAUGUGUGCUAGCUGUAUGUGAAUUCUGCUUUGUAGGAUUGCAAUUCCUCUUAUUCCCUAUAUCUGGACUCAUAAUGCGUCCUUUCAACUUUUGCUUGUAUGAAAGGUGAUCGUUACAUGGUUAUAGUAACAACAGACAAUUCUAGUGA
Molecule: messenger RNA, 2450 nt
Organism: Aegilops tauschii subsp. strangulata
Lineage: Eukaryota; Viridiplantae; Streptophyta; Magnoliopsida; Poales; Poaceae
Source: RefSeq, a predicted model, not a curated record